Molecule: messenger RNA, 2478 nt
Organism: Fonticula alba
Lineage: Eukaryota; Rotosphaerida; Fonticulaceae
Exons: 3
Coding region: 1-2478 (825 amino acids)
Source: RefSeq, a predicted model, not a curated record
AUGUUACGCUCGCUCUCGUAUCCGGUGGGCCGGCAUGUAACCUGGCAGUCGGCCUCGGAGACCACCUUUGCCGGGGCUCGGCUGUCGGCCUUGCGCCAGCUGUCGACCAUUGCCCAACCACCGAGCGAUGCACCCGCCGAUGCAUCCGCCGAUGCAUCCGCCGCUGAGCCUGACCUCCAGUCUCCGGCCACCGUGAAACCCCUGGAGACACGCCGGCGAGCCAGCAAGAAGAAGACCCUGCUGUUGCAGUUCGGCACAAGCUCCGACAGCUGGUACAGUGCAUCCAGUGCGCGAUCCUGCUCGUCCAUCAUCUCGGUCCCGCCGAUGGUCCCGCUGUCCACCCUGCUGCCGGAUGCCGACCCCGGGGCCACGGUUCCCCUUGAUGCCAUCCCCUCGACCAACUUGGUGGAGGUGGCCGCCGCCCUGGGCAUCGACCGGCCAGUGCGGAUAACCGACGCACACCAACUUGGCCUCCUGCCCUCGGUGACUAGCGUGCUGAGGAUCGCGGCCCAGCCGGGGAUCGCCGAGUGGCGGCAAUCCCAGCUCCUGACUGCCGCGCUGGAUGUCAACGAGCACCUCUGGCAGCGAGGCAUCCGGGUCCUCGGGGUCCGGCCCGAAGCAUCGACCGUGCUCAACUCCCUUGGCAAGGACAUCACCUCGGUGGCCACCCCUUACGUGAAUGAUGUUGUCCGGGCCACGGCUCGUGUGGCACAACACUCCAUGGAGACCGACGACAUGGCGGCCGAUGACCCCACAGUUCGAUUCUACCCCGGGCCCGAGAACAACGCCGAGCGCCAUCCCUUCCCUCUGCCGCCCGCCGGUUGGGCCGAGCCCGCCCCGCGGCAUGUCAUCAAGCAUGUCCUUGAUAUUGGGCACUCGCUGACCUGCGAGCCGGCCCUGCCGCCACUGACCAGCACGCUGGAACCCUCCGAUGAGCGUCUCCGUGCGAUUGAUCUCGCUCCCGAGGGCGAAGAUUUGGCCGCUGACUCGGAACUCCUGGACAUUUUGUCCCAACUGGACGAUCAAGAUCCCAUGCCGCCACGGGCAGCCGACGUUGCUGUUGCCCCUGCUUCCCAGGACGAAGAUCGGCCAGAUGCCGGUGCUGCCGCCACCACCGGCGCUGCUGUGUCGGCCAGCCCCUCGGCCGCCAUCCAGGCAGACCCCUUUGACGAUGGUGAUUUGCUGGCGGCGUUUGCUCGUGCCUUCGACGAGGAGAAGGAUAUCCCCCUCGCCGCGAGUCCCACGAGCACGGUUGACCUCUCGAUCGAUGAUCUACCCCCCGGGAUUGAUCCCUCCGAGGUUGCCCCUCUGUCGAUGGACCUGUUGAUGGAGUUCCCACCGAUGGCGACACCCCGCUUCGAUGCUCCAUCGGCGACUCGGCGUGUUCGCUCGACACCUCCCAUGCUGGUGGAGACCUCCCAGCUGCCGGCCUCCCUGUUGGAAACCCGCGAGUCCUAUGAUCAGGAUGCCUUUGUCCGGGACACGCUGGCUUUGUUCUACCGGCGGAAUCGCCACUACUCGGAGCUCGGAUCACUGGUACACAGCCUGGUGGAGGGGACUCUGCGCGAGUGGCAAUGGGCUCGGGCCUUGGACAGCCCAAACCCGGAGGCCAUUCUAGGCCCAGGACUCGGACACUUCUCGGCCAUCGGCGGCCCGCCGGCCACCGAGUGGCCCAACAUUCUGGACCCCAUUCGCCAGCAGGUGCUUGCGUGGGUGGAGGACAAUGUCGAACGCAUCGAACUAUUGGAGCCCUCUUUCGCGCACCGGUAUGGCUUCGGUGGCCGAGCGGAUUUGGUAUGUGUGCUGAAGCCGCGCUUGGACUUGGGGCUCGCCCCGGUCCGGGCAGUGGUCGACUUCAAGACGCAGAAUGUCCAUUCCGGCCGGCGGCCACGCUUCCCCGCAGACUGGGCUGCCCAACUUAGCGCCUAUGCCGUGGGCUUGCGCCGGCCGAAUGCGGCUCUCGUCAAUGUGGUGCUCAAUGUCUCGCCUCUGGGUGUGGGCCAACUUUACGAGAAGAUCUGGACCCCGGGCCUCCCAUUGGCCUUGGAGGAUGAGAUUUGUCCGCCCAGCCGGCUGGAGCCAUUGUCCCAGGAGUCCGAGUGCCCUGACGGCUCACCUGCCUCCACUCCCACCGGGACCAAGGGCACGACGAAGGGUCCUCGGAUUGGGCUGAAUGCUCCAUACUGGCGGGCCUUUGUUCACUCUCUGCACCUGUGGUCCGGGCCAUUGGGGAGAAACUACUCCCCGGGGGUGGCCCUGGCAGCGUCUGGGCGUGCUCGUGUCCCCGGCGAAGGGCCGGACCUGGCUGGCCCGCGCGACGACAUGGACAUUCCCCUCUCCUGGGAGGGUGUGAUGGCUGAUGCCCAGGAUCCGAGCAUCACGCGCAUCUUUUCGGAAUUCCCCUCCAUCGAUCUGCCGGCUGAGGAGGGCCCGAACACCGCCAUCACCUGGUCGCUCGAUCCCAUCGGGCCUGCCUGA